Messenger RNA from Serpula lacrymans var. lacrymans S7.9, 760 nucleotides. RefSeq lists its product as uncharacterized. The transcript is spliced from 4 exons. NCBI's taxonomy places the organism in Eukaryota, Fungi, Basidiomycota, Agaricomycetes, Boletales, Serpulaceae. Bases 183 to 605 code for a protein of 140 amino acids. The record is from RefSeq and is a predicted model, not a curated record. Gene Ontology annotation, molecular function: serine-type endopeptidase inhibitor activity.
GCCAAUUCAGUGUUCAUAUCUGCUAUCUGCUUCCAUUUAACUCUGUUCAACUUGUUCGGUCCCAUCCUAUAUCCCCUUUCGAAACGGAGUGGUCUGUAUGGUAUAAAGCCCCUUCAGGUUUGCUUCAUAAGGCCUAAGGUCCAAGCACCCCAAAUCCUUACUUUCGGAAGUCUUUUUAUACCAUGUCUGUACUACCCAGUGAUGACUAUAUUAUCCGCAAUGUCGCUUUUGAAGGCAGCGUAGGCACCCUUCACAGCUCGGGCGAGAGCCCCAGGCCAGUGGCUAUGUUCCCUCCGUCGGAAAUAGCAACCAAGGUUGAAGUUAGCAACCAUGGCGGUCUUUAUAACAUCAAAGUGACUGGAACAGACACUGCUGUCAUCGAUGGCAAAGUUUUUGGAAUCUUUCGCGGAACUUCUGAGAAGUGGGCUCUCGAAUAUCAACCACAAUAUGAUGCUUACAUUGUCCAGGCUACUUCUCAGAACGGCGCGUGGACUGUGCCUAACGGAGGCUCGCACACUCAGGUUGCUGUCGCCCCCAUUGAUGCCAGCCCAGAUGUUUACAAAACCUUCUUGUUCACCUUCGAAGGACCACACCGUGGCGCAUAAUGAGUGUAGGCGAGGUGAUGUUUUAAAUUGUAGCCUUGCGAGCUUGUACAACUAUCGAACCUGGUAUACUUAACACAAUGUUUCGUAACAUGUUUCAAGAAAUUACCUUUGUAGUGUAGCUCAAUUGAAGAAAAUAUAUGUAUACGAGUAUCUGC